AUGUCGGAUUUAUUGGACAAAUAUAGGUCAUCGAGAAGGGCUGGAGCUGAUAUUCUGGCGAGGGCGAGUCUGCCAUCGAGGAGCUCGCUAUACCCGCGCUUGUCAUCACUUGAUCGAGAAAAGUAUAGCUCGGAUCGAUACAACAAUACUCCAUCAACAACAUCUAGAUUGAGAUAUCCACAGAGCGCUGAAAGAGCACCUUCUGAAUCUUCAUUUACGUCAAAGUACAAGCUAUAUUCUGAUGCCGUCAAGGAGAGUGAGUCGUCUAUUCUGGACAGACUCAAGCCGGACUCUUCUUUCACAGCGAGAUCAAAAAGCAAUGGUCUUGAUGAAUAUAGGAGUGAGUCAAAACGCUACACGAGAAAUUACGAGCUAGAUGGACUAAAGAAAAACUUAGAGGCCAAAUAUGGCUUGGGCUCCACGAGAGAUGAAACCGACAGAAACUCAAGGUUAUUUGGCUCUCCAGCCAAUUCAAGAAGACUGAGAAACGAGCUUGGAGGUAGGUCCUCGAAUGUAUCACAUACCGCCAGAGACAAAUAUAGAAUUACAAAACCAAGUAUUGAGAGCCCUCGCUCUGGUGGGUUCUUGUCAAGGAUAUUUACUUACUUUACCUCCAACGAACAUACCGACGACAAUGAUACCUCACACCCUUCCAGCUUUUUCGAGAAGCCGCGUGUCAAGAAGGUGAGUUUUAGUGACAGCAUCAAGCGGGAGGAUGAUUUUGACGAGGUGGACGACGUUGUUACUCGCGCAAGGGAAAAAGAGCGGACAUUGGUAUUGGAAAACUAUCGAAAUUUGGAACAAGAACACAAAAAAGUAUUGUUGUUGUUGGAAGAGAUUGAAUUAGAGAACAAGGAAUUGAAAAGCGAGUUGAGCAAAGUCCAUGACACCUACACCGCCAAAUUGGACGAAAUAGAGAAUGACUUGUUUGACAAAAAUGUCGUAGCUGAUCAAUUGAGAAUAAAUAGCGAUCGCAAACAUACCGAGGAAAUCAACCUGCUCAAGUCUGCUCAAGAGCAGGAAAUUUCUCGGUUACAGAAAUCCCAUGAACGAGAGUUGGCCCAAUUGAAAUCAGUCCACGAAGAAGAAACGCGCUUACAAAAAGAUGAGAAUUCGAAACUUCAAAAAAAGAUUAGGGAAUUGGAUGAAAAGCUUUUUGAUACUGGGUUUGAACUAAAGCAAGUGAAACGAGACCUUGAUAUUCAAGUCCGGAAAAAUCACGAGAUGCAGGUUGAAAUGUCAUUGAGAGACCGAUUUCGUGCGGCUAAACUACCAGCGGACGAAGUUAACGAGUACUUUAUCAAAUCGUCCCGCAUUGAGCAAAAGAUUGAGGCAUUGCGCAGAGUAGCUGAAACUCCGUCUUCGUCAAAACCACAACAAUUUACCAAAACUGAAACUAAUAUCGAGGAGAAUUUAAAGACAUUGGAGAAAAUGACUAAAUCGUUUCAAUUUACUGAGCUUGACGAUUGCGAAAAGUAUUACGAACUGGCGCAUAGGUUUUUGUCUGACUCAUCAAAUAAAGCAGAGGAGAUUAUUCUGCAGUUGGAACAAGAUGAUCAAUCGAGCUCAUCUCAGAUCUUAACUCAGUAUCUAACGUUGAAGAGAUUGAAUGAGUUGGGCUAUAAAUUGAGCUCAGUGAAAGAGCUCAUAAAUGACUGCAAAGUUUUGAAAGAGUUUAAAGACAGCGAUGUGGAUGUAAAUGAUAUCUAUUUACGUGUUAGACUGGAGUUGUUCUAG
This is a messenger RNA of Lodderomyces theae, 1737 nucleotides long. RefSeq lists its product as uncharacterized. The transcript has a single exon. The record is from RefSeq and is a predicted model, not a curated record. NCBI's taxonomy places the organism in Eukaryota, Fungi, Ascomycota, Pichiomycetes, Serinales, Debaryomycetaceae. The coding region runs from base 1 to 1737 and encodes 578 amino acids.